Cotesia congregata is the source of this 186-nucleotide messenger RNA. NCBI's taxonomy places the organism in Eukaryota, Metazoa, Arthropoda, Insecta, Hymenoptera, Braconidae. The record is from the annotation of a GenBank genome assembly.
AUGGCUGCAUGGAGACAAGCUGGAUUAAACUACAUCAACUACUCGCAAAUAGCUGCGAAAUUAGUUCGCCAAGCUUUGAAGUCUGAGUUCCGUAUCGCUGCUGCGAAACGUGAUGAUACCAGUAAACCACAUAAACAGCCUCGCAGAUCGGUAGAGAGUUUCACUCAUCCCACACCAUGGUUAUAA